Messenger RNA from Notechis scutatus (mainland tiger snake), 1725 nucleotides. Its product is annotated as DGAT1/2-independent enzyme synthesizing storage lipids-like. Gene Ontology annotation, cellular component: membrane. Gene Ontology annotation, molecular function: acyltransferase activity. Lineage: Eukaryota; Metazoa; Chordata; Lepidosauria; Squamata; Elapidae. The record is from RefSeq and is a predicted model, not a curated record.
AAAUUAGUUUGAUCUGAAAAAAGGGCUUUUUCCUCUCGGGCCGCUGCAGCUUCGGAAAGGGCUGCCAGACUCCAUUAUUGCAGCUUUUAAGGAAGCCCUUUCUAUCUCUUCCUCUCAAGUCUUUCAUUGCUAUUUCCUGUUCCUGGCAGAAACUUUCCAUCUGUGGAAAUUGCAGGUUUUAUUUAUGUUUGUAUGCCUAUGAUUUUAUCUGUCAAAAUUGCCUUGAACAAGGUUCUGCCUACCAAUAUUUUAAACUCGAGUGAAAGGGCAUCCUGGUUGGGGAUUAUGGGAGUUCAUAUGCAAUACCUCUGAAAGCCUUGACCCGCUUCUGAGUUAAAUAUAACUUUUUUGCAGUUGUGGUCUCCCUUGACAAAUUCGUGGAAUGUGGACAAUUUUCAGGAUAUGAAAAUAGGUUGAUACCUAUUGCAACAAUGACAGCUACUUAAUAAUUGUUGCAUCCAGGGCCAAUGUUAAGAAGCUGUUUUUCUAUCCCAUUGCUUUUUUAGUUUUAAACAGAAGAGAACUAAUAUGAAUUCAUUUUCUGUUGGGCAAGACAAUCUGACCUGGGUCAUGGAAUUACUGAACAGUAUCAAUAUGUCUCCACAUAAUAUCAUAAACGGUUUCACGGAUUACUCAGCAUACUUUUUCUGGGUGUCAGUACUGUUCCUACUUCUCUUUUCUCCUGUUUUAAUAAUUCUUGGUUUUAUUUAUUUUUCUAAUUUUCUCUUGCAUAUUUACAAGAGAAAAGUUAACUUAAAGGAACAUUAUCUCAGUCAAUCAUGGGACAAUGGACGGAGGGCUGUGGCUCACCUUUGGGACAUGUAUGGUACAGUGUGGCAUGGUUAUGAGAUACAUGGAAUGGAUAAAAUACCAGAAGGACCAGGGCUUAUCGUAUUUUACCAUGGAGCCUUUCCUCUAGACUAUUACUACUUUGUAUCUAGAUUAUAUUUAAGAACAGGCAGAUUUUGCUGCACAGUGGUUGAUUACCAUUUUUCCAAAAUACCAGGUAUAAAACUGUUUUAUAACGUGGAAGGCCUUACACAUAAUGGAAGGAGAGAAUGUGCUGACAUUCUGAAAAGGGGAUACUUAUUGGGAGUUUUACCAGGUGGAACCCGAGAAGCACUGUUUAGCGAUGAGAACUAUGACUUUUUAUGGGGUAGCCGGACAGGCUUUGCUCAUGUGGCUAGAGAUGCAAAAGUGCCUGUCAUUCCUAUAUUUACAAAAAAUCUACGAGAAGGAUACAGAACACUUGGGAAAAUAUGGCCAUUCAAAUGGUUGUAUGAACGUACCCGAUGGCCAAUUGUUCCUAUAUAUGGUGGAUUUCCUGUGAAAUUUUGCACAUAUAUAGGAGACCCCAUUCCUUACGAUCCAAAUAUAUCAGCUGGAGAAUUAGCUGAAAAGACCAAAAGUGCAAUAAAAGAUCUCCGAGAUAAAUACCAAGAAAUACCGGGUAGCAUACAAAGAGCACUAUUGGAAAGAUUUGAGAAACACCUAGAGAAAUGAUGCCUUUCUGCUUGAGAAUAUGUAGACUCCAUUUGCCCCCACCAAGAAAUAUAUUGUGCUAGUGAUUUGAGGUUUUUUUUUUAAGGAAAAAAAAAGUUCACUUCAGUCACUAAAUUUUAAUAUACGUGUAUUAAAUAUGCAAGUGGAAUAUCUGUUGCUUGUUUGCAAUUUUAGAUGUUAGAUUUGUUGUGUAUAUUUUGCAUAUAGAAAAGAGAUAUAGGU